Molecule: messenger RNA, 979 nt
Organism: Heteronotia binoei (common prickly gecko)
Lineage: Eukaryota; Metazoa; Chordata; Lepidosauria; Squamata; Gekkonidae
Gene: MRPL4
Product: mitochondrial ribosomal protein L4
Exons: 8
Coding region: 1-780 (259 amino acids)
Biological process (GO): translation
Cellular component (GO): ribosome
Molecular function (GO): structural constituent of ribosome
Source: RefSeq, a predicted model, not a curated record
AUGGUGCCGUUGCACCAUGGCGGGGCCUCCCGCGACCCCAUCCUACGAAAAUGCAACAUCGCUGUCCCCAAGCACCUUGCCCCAGUCCAGGCCUGGGUGGAGUCCCUGAAACAUUACGAUGCCCUAUUUGAGGGUUUGACCGAUCUGCACCCAGACGUGUUUGCUGUAAUGCCCCGCAUUGAUAUCUUGCAUGCAGUGGCCAUUUGGCAGAAGAAUUUCAAAAGAAUUAGCUACGCCAAGACCAAGUCGCGAGCGGAGGUGCGUGGGGGCGGCAAGAAACCCUGGCAGCAGAAGGGAACCGGACGGGCCCGGCACGGAAGUAUCCGCUCGCCGUUGUGGCGCGGGGGUGGCGUGGCCCACGGCCCCCGUGGCCCCAAGAGCUACUACUACAUGCUGCCCAUGAAGGUGCGCGUCCUGGGCCUCAAGGUGGCUCUGACGACGAAGCUGAUGCAGGACAACCUGCACAUCAUCGACUCUCUGGAGAUACCAACUUCAGACCCCCAGUAUCUGACGGACCUGGCCCAUUACAGGCGCUGGGGGCAAUCGACGCUGAUUGUGGACGUCAAUGAGAUACCGGAGAACAUCAAGUCUGCCACGAGUCGUCUUAAAACCAUCACAGUCAUUCCGGCGAUAGGGCUGAACGUGCACAGCAUACUGAAGUAUGAGACGCUGGUGCUGACCCUGGAUACGGUCUCCUUCCUGGAAGAGAAGCUGCUCUGGCACGACGUGCGGUACAGCGCGCUGUACCCUUUCCGGCUGCCCUACAGUGACUUCCCGUAGCAUUUUGCGGCAGAGACGGACUGGGCCAGGGAGAGGCCACCGGUGCGGAAGACGUUUCCCCUUGCCUACGCCGAAGCUGACUUGUCUGCCGAAGACCUCGCCCGUCACUGGGCAGAGAUGAACUGCCCGCUCCACCCAAAAAAGAGAGAGAAAUCUAUUUAAAUUAAAAGAAAAAGGUGGGGCGUUGCAUUGGGAGAAA